AUAGCGUUCGGACAGGGCAACGACGCUUCUUAACGAAAAAGCUGAACAAAUAUGUACCCCCGAACGUACUUUACCCGUGACGUCUUAGCGGCUCCCAGAUCCCCUUUCGCGCUCCCUUAAAAUAGCCGCGUCUUUGUGCAAGCCCCAACAGUAGUGUCCCAGUUGGCCAAGUGCUAACUGCUCCGCCGCCGGUGAUUAGAGUUAUCGUAACCGUUAGCAACUGCCACAGCAGAUUCGCCAAGCACUGUUAACAUUUGACCGGAUAUAAUUUGCAAUUACACAUACUAAAUACCAGCAGCACCAGCCUAAAAAUAAACCCAAAUAAGAUGCCUGAUGUAAAGUUCCUCUGCGUGCUGCCCACCAAUGCCAAUGCCUCCGACCGCGUGACCAGCCUUUCCGUCACCGGCACCCUGCUCCAGGAUCCACAGCAAUUCUCGGUGAACUUUGUCAACAGUCCGGAUUGUACGGACAACAUCACAUACCACUUCAAGGUGAUAAUUCCCACGCAGACGAUCGUCGAGAACUACAAGCGGAACGGCGAGUGGAGCAGCCUUCACCAGGAGAAGUACCUGAACAUCUUCGACGGUACAGGCGCUAGCGAUAAGAACCAAAAUCUGACCCAGAGCUUUUCAAGCAUUAUGAACGAGAUUGACGAGGCGCUCCAACUUUCAUCCACAGAAUCCUCGUUUUGCCUUGAGUUCGCCUUCGACUACGAUAACUCCACCAUGCGUGUUUACCAGGGCAGGGAGGCGGGUCAUAAUUUCAUUACCGAGUACGAGACCCUCUUCUCCCUCUCCGAUAUCCAGGCGGUGCAGGUUUGGGGAGAUGUGCAGAAGGUCAACCAGUUUUCCCUGACCUACAACUGAUAGGGAGAGAGCCCCCACACCCGAUCCCCAAGGAAUCCGGACGGCCAGUGGAUAUUAAAGCGUCUGAUAUUCAUACUUUCAGCAGCAGGGCGAGUCUUACCAAAAAUAUUCACGUAAACACACUGGGGCCAGCCUGGACGACCGCCCGCCCGUCCAGCUGCCACAUGCUUUAUAGCGCUACAAAAACUGAAGGCUCCUGUGCAAUCCAAAUAAAAUACAUACAUACACACUAUCUGCCAUAAAUUAUAUAUUCUAUUUACUUUCACAAUGGAAUCAUUGUCUAUUCACCCAAAAGAGGUAAUUACCAUCAACUUUGUUUUUAGCUUAUACAUACAUUCAUAGAUACACUGAUAUUUACAAUUUCUUUAAAAUAACACACAUUCUAUAAGCCUAUCUUAAAAGAACAGCUGGAAUAUCUAGCACUGCGGGUCACACUCAAUAAAAGCAUACUAUAAAAACACAAAAGUAAACUAGAAUAAGUUAAGGAGUUAAAAUAAUAUUGCACAACGGGAAAUAAUAAGUACACUAAGUACUAACUAAAAAGCAUUAAGGAACUGGGGACCAGCAACUGGAGUAGACGUAGACCGCGGACUAGGAAACGAGGUAAGCUGGAGUGUUGUAGC
Molecule: messenger RNA, 1489 nt
Organism: Drosophila serrata
Lineage: Eukaryota; Metazoa; Arthropoda; Insecta; Diptera; Drosophilidae
Molecular function (GO): carbohydrate binding
Source: RefSeq, a predicted model, not a curated record